Messenger RNA from Aquila chrysaetos chrysaetos, 7213 nucleotides. It is a transcript of the gene NKTR, whose product is annotated as natural killer cell triggering receptor. The coding region runs from base 355 to 4788 and encodes 1477 amino acids. NCBI's taxonomy places the organism in Eukaryota, Metazoa, Chordata, Aves, Accipitriformes, Accipitridae. Gene Ontology annotation, molecular function: peptidyl-prolyl cis-trans isomerase activity. The record is from RefSeq and is a predicted model, not a curated record. Gene Ontology annotation, biological process: protein folding; protein peptidyl-prolyl isomerization. The transcript has 16 exons. Gene Ontology annotation, cellular component: nucleus.
UGACGGGGCUUACCCCCCCCCCCUUUCCCCUUCUUCCCUCCCCCAUCUGGGCCGUUUGUGAGAGGAACAAAUUCUCCUCAGGGUGAAUUUCCCCCGCCGGCCUCCUCCCGGAGCCCCCCCGCCCGCCCUCAGGCACCCGCCGGGGGUUAGGAGGAGGAGGAGGAAGGUGUCGCCGGGAGUUUCUGGCAGCUCCGCGGCGGUGUAAUUUUACCCUUCGGUGGGGAGGGAGGGAGGGAAGGAGGGAGGGAAGCUCUGGCGGGCGGGAUCCGGCGGUGCGCGGCUGCUCCCCGGGGCGACUCUUCUUUGUGUCCAGGUGGCGAGGACGAGGGGCCGGGGGGGGGGCUGCCCGCGGCCAUGGGGGUGCAGGACCGGCCCCAGUGCUUCUUCGAGAUAGAAAUCAACCGGGAACCAGUUGGUCGAAUUAUGUUUCAGCUCUUCUCAGACAUAUGUCCGAAGACUUGCAAAAAUUUCCUUUGUUUGUGCUCAGGUGAAAAAGGAAUUGGCAAAACAACUGGAAAGAAGCUGUGUUACAAAGGCACUACAUUCCAUCGUGUGGUUAAAAACUUCAUGAUUCAGGGUGGGGACUUCAGCGAAGGUAAUGGAAAAGGAGGUGAAUCUAUUUAUGGUGGCUAUUUUAAAGAUGAAAACUUUAUUCUCAAACAUGACAGAGCGUUCCUUUUGUCAAUGGCAAACCGAGGGAAACAUACCAAUGGUUCCCAAUUUUUCAUAACAACAAAACCUGCUCCUCAUCUCGAUGGUGUACAUGUUGUCUUUGGACUGGUUAUUUCUGGUUUUGAAGUAAUAGAACAAAUAGAAAAUCUGAAAACUGAUACUGCAAGUAGACCCUAUGCAGAUGUACGAGUUAUUGACUGUGGGGUGCUUGUUACAAAAUCAGCAAAAGAUGCUUUGGAGAAGAAGAAGAAAGUAAGUUCUGACUCAGAAGCUUCAGACUCCUCCUCCAGUGCAUCAAGCUCUUCAGAAACUUCAUCUGACAGUGAAGCUGAAAAUGAAAGAAGCAGAAGAAGAAAGCGUAAAAGAAGAGCUAAAACCAAACAAUCAAGAAAACGAAGAAAGGAGGAGAGGAAGAAAGAGGAUCCAAGGUGCAAGCGAACCUCGAACCAAAGACGCAGCCUUUCUGACAAGAGUGAUAUAACAGAAAAAGCAGUCGAUGUUAGCACAAAGAGGGACAAACCUGUGGUACGUCCUGAAGAAAUUCCUCCAGUGCCUGAAAAUAGAUUUUUGCUGAGAAGAGAUGUGCCUGUUGUCAAUGUAGAACCUGAACCGAAGCUUCUUGAUCCUACGCCAGUUCUGACUGACCAGAAACCAUCAGUCUCUAAAUCUGGACGAAAAAUUAAAGGAAGAGGCACAAUACGAUAUCACACCCCACCUCGAUCACGAUCAUGUUCUGAAUCCGAUGAUGAUGACAGCAGUGAGACCCCUCCUCACUGGAAAGAGGAAAUGCAGAGAUUACGAACAUAUAGACCACCUAGUGGAGAAAAGUGGAGUAAAGGCGAUAAGUUGAGUGACCCAUGUACAAGCAGAUGGGAUGAAAGAAGUGCAUCCCGGAGAUCAAGAUCCUGGUCACAUAACGGUUACUCUGAUCUAAGUACUGUGAGAUAUUCUAGCCAUCACAAAAAGCACAGAAAAGAGAAAAAGAAGGUGAAACAUAAAAAGAAAUCUAAAAAGCAGAAGCAUUUCAAGAAGCACAAGCAAACAAAAAAAAAGAAAACAUCAGCCUCAUCAGAUGUAGAAUCCUCUCAUUCCUUCCUCAGGAGGACAAAAUCAUCUUGUGAUCGUGAGAGGAAAUCUCGUUCUUCUUCAUUGUCUUCUAGACGUUCAUCCAGAAGAGACUGGUCUAAAUCUGAUAAGGAAGACCAGAGCUCAUCCACUUUAUCAAGCAGAGGGACUCGAUCAUACUACAGGUCCAGGUCCAGAUCCAGAUCUAGGUCUAAAUCAAGAUCUUAUUCCCGAAGAAGUUCUAGAUCAAGAUCAGCCUCUAAAUCAUCGCGGUCUCGAAGCAGGUCAAGGUCAAGUUCUAACCCUAGGCUUCAAAAGACUGUUUCCAAUUCUCCACGAAAUAUUUCAACACGAUUAAAUGAAAGUAAGUUGAACAAGACUGCUGAGCCUGUAAGAGCAGUUAUACUCCCGAGUGAUAAAAUUGUUGUACCACCAGUUGUCCCAGAAAACCUUCCUGUUAUACCCUUAAGUGAUAGUCCACCGCCUUCGAGGUGGAAACCUGGGCAGAAACCGUGGAAGCCAUCUUAUGAGCGAAUUCAGGAAAUGAAAGCUAAAACAACCCAUUUAAUACCCACACAAACUAAUUACAAUUUAGUAGUCAUUAAAGAGGCCAACACUUCUUCCUCAUAUCAUAAGCGACAAAGGAGUUCAGACAGUGAUCGAAGUGGUUAUUCCAAAUAUCAUAGUGACAGAAGCUCAGACAGUUGGCUGAGAUCAAGAAGCAGGUCUUCUCGAAGUAGGUCAUACUCAAGAUCUUAUACCAGAUCUAGAAGUCCAUCUAGCUCUAGGACAAAAUCUCGUUCUUCUGGUAGAUCACCAUCACUGAGUAAAUACCGCAGUGACAGGUCAGGUUAUAGCGAGUCAACAUCUUAUUAUUCCCUUAGUGAUGAUGAUACACACAGAAACAAAAGAAAAUCCAUGUCAAGUGAUCAAAAAGCUCGGUCUCUUAAACUGAGGCAAGAAACGAGCUCUGAAAGUACUCUCCCUUAUAAGUGUACAAAAGACUACGAUGAGUCUUCUCAAGGAUUGAAAGAGAGUGACAGUUUAUCAUCUUCAGACUUCUCUACUGACAGUGAGCGUUCUGCCAAAAUGAAAGUAGUCCAAGAAAAAGAAGGCCGUUUUCAAUUAGAAGGAGAUACUCAGAAACAGGAUAAAAAUAGCUUAAGUUCUGAGAGAGGGGAGGAGGAAUGCAAGUGUGAGCGGGAUUCUGAUCAUGCUAAAAAGAAAGCAGCUAAAGAGAAAUCUUCUGAGCAGCCUAGAGGUGGUGCAAAAACUAAACGAAAAUCCUAUUCAGGUAGUAAAUGGGACUCUGAAUCAAAUUCCGAAAGAGGAGAGGCAAGGCAUAAUAGGGGAGACUCCAGACCCUCCUCCAGUAAAGAAGAAGGAGAGGCCACAUCAGGAUCUGAUACAGAGCUUAGCGUUACCAAAAGGAUAAAAAAACAGUCAAAUUCUUCAGAAGGCUUUCUGGAUUCUGAUUGUGCAUGGAAGACAAGCAAACAGUUGUCAUCUUCUGAAUCUGAGAGUUCUUGUUCUAGCUCAACAAACAUUAGAGGAAAGUCAAAAAAACACAAACACGGAUCGAAAAAAACUCUUAAAAAAUCACAUUCCAAAAAAGCAAAAGAAAAAUCAAAAGGGAAAAAGGAGAAGAAACACAAAGUUCAGAAAAGAAAAGAAAUGUUUCACUGGCAGCCCCCACUGGAGUUUGGUGAAGAAGAUGAUGAUGAGAUAAAUGAAAAGCCGGUUACCAAGGAUGAUAAAAAAGAAAAGCCGCUUACCAGGGACAUAAAGGAUAAGCAAGUUUAUGAAAAGGAUGAAAUAGUCAAAGAUGAAAUGGGAAAUGGUGAAAAGUCUUGUGCGGAUGAAAACCUUUUAGGUAAAAACACUACAUGUGGUGCCUCACCAGAUCGCAGUAACCUUAAUAAAGAUAGCAUUGAAACAAAUGCUUCAACCAGUAUUUUAAACUCAGGAAUAAAUGUGACCGCUUGCAAGAAUGAGAUUAAACAAGCUGAAGAAAGUAACCAGAACGGAUUGGAAGAUGUUAUUCAGACAGAUGACAACAUGGAGAUUUGUACUCCGGAUCGUAACUCGCCAGGGAAGGUUGAUGUGGACAUUUUGUCUCCUGUCGUUCUCACUGCUAAACCUCAGGCUUUAAGUGCUAGUAUAAACAAAGAUUUACAGGUUGAGACCCCUGAACAAGAUGCUGUCAAACUGGGAAACAGUAUUACAGACUUUAUUAAUAUUAAAGAAGAAAAAGAAAUGGGAAAGCAAGAAAGUAACUCUGUCCCUGUGUCUUUAAACUGUAGUUUAAAAUGUGAAAUUACUGAAAAUACACAGAGCAAUAUGAUAGAUAAUAAAUGGAAGCCUUUGCAAGGUGUUGGUAAUUUACAACCAGCAACAAUUAGUACUGCUGCAGAAGUUAAGAAUGUAACUUCAGCACCAGAGCCUAAACCAGCAGGUUUAAGAAUUGAAAUAAAAGCUAAAAAUAAAGUAAGGCCUGGAUCUCUGUUUGAUGAAGUUAGAAAAACAGCACGGCUAAAUCGCAGGCCAAGGAACCAAGAUAGUUCCAGUGAAGAAGAAUCUCCAAGCAGAGAUGACAAUAGCCCAUCCAGGAGUCUCAGUAGGUCACGGAGUAAAUCUGAUUCUAAAUCCAGACACAGAACAAGGUCCAUAUCUUACAGUCACUCAAGAAGUCGAUCCCGAAGUUCUACAUAUUCAUAUAGGUCAAGAAGCUAUACAAGAAGCCGAAGCAGAGGAUGGUAUAGUAGAGAUCGGUCAAGAAGUCGAAGUAGUUCUUACCACAGUUACAAGAGUCGUAGUCGAACCUAUAGUAGAAGUAGAUCCAGAAGUAGUUCUUACGGUCAUCACAGUCGAUCCAGGUCAUACACGUAUGAUAGUUACUAUAGCAGAAGUCGAAGUAGAAGUAAAAGGAGUGACAGCUAUCGAAGAUCUAGAAGUUAUGAUAGGCGAUCCAGAUCUUAUGGCUCUGACAGUGAAAGUGAUCGCAGUUACUCUAAGAAUCGAAGUCCCAGUGAAAGCAGCAGAUAUAGCUGAAAACUUUUCUUUGAUGAUGGAAACUGUAUUUAAUAAUUUUUUUCAGUGUUAUGUUAAAAAAACUGUUUCUACAGUGUCACAAGUGAAGUUGAAGGGUGUUUACUGAGUUAGCUGAGACUUUACCAUUUAACAGCGAACUCACUUGACUGACUGACUACUUACGGAGAGAAGUACUGAGCUCAAUUCAACGGGUUGGUUUGGUUUGUGUUAAUGUCAAGUGCUACUUUUACAAAAUAGGAAAAAAAAAAAACAGUUUUAUUUCUUUGAAUUGGAUUUUCCAAGCCAUGAAUGACACUUAGGUGAAUUGGCUGCCACCACUUUUCUGGGUGCAGCAAUCAGUACUCUCUUCAAGUAUGUUUAUAAACACCUUAGGGCUUUCUGCCUGUUACUAUUAAAUAUAUGCUAUCAACUGUAAAACUGUGAAGAAAACUUCUUACAAAGGCUGCCAUUUCUAGUUUAUUAAAAUGCUUUUUUUGAUACUGGAAGAUGGAUUCCAUGCUGUCUUGUUUGUUGAUUAUUGCAUUAUAUACAGUGUAUACACAACAGCUAGCUGAUGAAAACAAAGACUGCCACUCUGUCUUAAUCCUUACUGAGCUGUGAUAUUACAGAAGUCUGCUGAAAAGGGUGAGAUUAUACACAGUGGGAAUUGUCAAACUGACAAGCAGUGAGCAAAAGUGUGAUGAAUGAGUUUUGAUCUUAAUAUCUAACUUGUCUAAACUUUUAUGUUUAAAAGUGACUUUUGUGAUAAAUAUCGAUGUUCUUAAGAGUCUAAGGAAAGUAUUUCUAAACACUUUUUGAAUUUAAUUUCAAUUCAUAUUACAGUGCUUGGCAUACUUCAACACAUUUUAAAGUUGAAUGUUGUAAACUGUUGAGUAUAUCAUGAGUUUCCUCAAAAUGCUUUUUUAAAAACAUACAUAAUAAUAACUUUUUGAGAAAACAAACCAUAAUGGUUCCUUUAUAAAAUGUCUGUAGAUGUAUCCCAUUUGCCACAGGGAAUAUCGGAUAUUGAUAUUGCAGAUAUGGAACUAUAUAUUGUUAAAGCGAUACGACUACAAAAAUACUGGUAUGCCUGAUAAAAAACAUGGAUAAUACUUCCAAAGUAAAGUUUAAUACCAAAAAUGACUCCAUGUUCCAGGUAAAUGGUUUGCAAAAACCCCAUAGAUUUAAGCAGAAAAGCGUUGAGUAAUUUUUGCAAUAAUCUAAUUGAGUUGAUUUAAAAAAAUUUGUAAAGUUUUUCAGUGUUUAGAACGUUGUGUACUAAGAAACAGUUUUUUAAUGGCAUAAUGUAAUCUGAAAAGUGGGGUCUGUAGUGAAAACACAGACUAACCUAGCUUUAUUAGAGCUAAUGAGUACUGUUGUAUUAUAAUAGUUUUCAUUACUGACUUUCUGUAAUAUCUUGAGAUGCUUUCAUUUUCUCAAAUGUUUUCAAAUACUGAAAAUGAUUUUUUAAAAUCUCAUCAGGACACAACAGCUUUGAAAAUUAAAAGUGGUAAUUUCCUGCUUAGACGUCAAUUCGUACUGUCUCUUUGAUUGAAUUAAGCUAUCCAAAAUUAGCUUUUGGUACACUUCUGAAACAUGAAAAGAAAGUUCAAAGUGAAGUUUGAAGACUGUAAUGAUGCCCUCCAUUUCUCUCCAUGAACAGCUGAAUAAGACAUUUGUACACAGGUUCUUAAAACUGAAUUUGUCAUAUAGGUUUUUCACUUUCUUGAAGAACCCAAAAUUCUGGACUUAGACCCUUCCUAUUCUUGUAGUUCAGUGAAAAAGGUGUGCACGUAAUCCUUUUGAAUCAAUAUUUUGUAAGCUUCUUAUGCUUUUUAACAUUAAGUACAUUUAUUAUUCAAGUCAGUAUACAUUUACAGACACGUUUCUAGCAGUAGCAGCCAUUUCAGAGUCCUGAACAAAUAUUUCAUUGCUAACUCAAGAUAAUGUUUGUUGCAGUUUCAUAGUUUUAAAUACAAAUGCAACUUGUUUUUUUCCCUUACUGAGAAAAUAGAACUAGUGGGCUGGUGGUAUAACAAAAUACAAAAAUGUAAACAUUACCAUUCGAUACUUACUAGAGGAGAAAGUGCUCAAGAAUCGGACUUUGUCCUGUUUCAGAUCUGAGUUGACUUCUUAUUUUUAAGGCCAGGAAAAGGGAAUAGAAAUACAGUCAGUCAAUUAAUGGUAGUUGUCCAAAAUUACUGCAGUGUCACUAAUGUCUAUUUCAUCUCUUGAAUUGAAGCUUUAUAAAGAAAUUCCAUGAGGUGGAUGGUUGGGGAGGAGUGUGAGGGAAGCGGGCAGGGAGUAUUUUUACUUGGUGAAGUCUGUUAAAUUGUGCUUCAGAUAGAAAAUGUACCCCUGAGCUGGUUUUCUAAUGUUGGUCUAUGUUUUUGCAAUUUUGUUAUUCAAAAGUAGUUGCUGUUUGUAAAAUAAACUUUUGUACAUA